UCUUAGACCCACGUGGUUAAUUCCACUCUAUCGGUAUAAAUACUUUUAAAAAGUAUAUAAAAGAAACAAACUCACAUGUGAGUUAUUUUUAAAAUUAAUUAGUAUAUUAAAUAAACAAAAAUGGUUUUAAAAAAGAAAUUUAAAAAAAAUGAUGAAGACAUUGAAAAGUUCGAUGAAGGUGAUAUCACGGGGAGUGAUGAUGAGUUAUCAGCAUCAGAUAGACGAUUGUUGGACAAAGUAAGAAAGAAGCACGUCCCGGAGAAUCUUGAUAGUGAUGACGAAGUUUAUGGUCUGCAAGAUGGUAACGCUGAUGAUGAUGAAGAAGAAGAUGGCUAUGAUUCAUUGGAAUCUGACAUGGACGGUCCUCGGGAAGAUGAUGGUUUACCAAACGAAAGGGCGUGGGGUAAAAAGAAAACAGCUUACUACUCAACUGAUUUCGUCGAUCCUGACUAUGAGACUUUGAGCCACAAAAAAAUGCAGGCGGCUGAGCUGGAAGAACAAGAAGCACGUACUAUUCAGCAGAGAUUAGCUCAACAAUUAGAUGAGGCUGAUUUUGGUUUAGAUUUGAUUGAACCUCAGGUUGAUAGCGAUGAAGCGCCUGAUGAAAAAGUUGUCAAAGUAGAUUGGAGUAAAAUGAGCAAGAGAAAAAGAGUUGAAUAUUUUCACAAAGAAAAUCCGGAGUUUGACAAAGUUGUUUCUGAUGUUAAAAAAUAUUUGAAAGAAGCCAAUGAAAUUCUUUCACCAUUUCUUGAUUUAGUAGAUAAAUUAAAAGUAUCUCACCCAUCAAUUGAUUUUGUUAAGAUAAAAUAUCGACUAGUGUUAAAUUAUUCUGUUAAUGUUUCAUUUUACUUGAUGCUGAAAGCAAAGAAAAUACCAGUAUCAUCUCAUCCUGUUCUUAUAAAAAUAGCACAGUAUCGAAAGCUUCUUACUCAAUUAGAAGAAAAUCAAGGUGAUAUAUUGGAUAAAGUUUCAGAGCUUGUAAAAUCAGUCAGCAAUGAAAAAUUGCUUCAAGAUAUUUUGGGAAAUCCCAAUCCAGAAGAUGAAGAGGAAAAUGGUGCAGAAAUGGAUGGCAUGAGUGAUUUAUCUAAGGACAAUAAUGAAGAAAUGGAAGAAGAUCCAGAGUUUGAGGUAUCAGGAGAAGAGAAACGUCCUAUCACUACUCAAAUUGCCAAGAAUAAGGGAUUGACACCUUACCGUAAGAAGGAACUAAAAAAUCCACGUGUAAAGCACAGGAUAAAGUUCCGUAAAGCUAACAUACGUAGAAAGGGUGCUGUCCGAGAGGUCAGGAAGGAAUUGAAACGAUAUGAUGGAGAAAUAUCAGGUAUCAAGGCUAGUGUAAAGAAGGGAAUCAAGCUUAAGUAAUUUAUCGAUUGCGUUGUCAUAUCCGAAUGUUAAUAUCUAUUUAUAUUUUUUAUGGAUUAAUUGAACGAAUAAAAAAUUUUUAAUGGAAUAAAUUUUAUUUUAUUUGAAAAUUCUGUAUGAAAAAAAAAACGAAUCAUAUACAAUCUAAGACACUUACAAAUAAAGAGUAAAUUAAAUUGAA
Molecule: messenger RNA, 1543 nt
Organism: Cotesia glomerata
Lineage: Eukaryota; Metazoa; Arthropoda; Insecta; Hymenoptera; Braconidae
Gene: Sas10
Product: something about silencing protein 10
Exons: 3
Coding region: 121-1362 (413 amino acids)
Biological process (GO): maturation of SSU-rRNA from tricistronic rRNA transcript (SSU-rRNA, 5.8S rRNA, LSU-rRNA)
Cellular component (GO): small-subunit processome; nucleolus
Source: RefSeq, a predicted model, not a curated record